GAACGCUGUAAGAUUACACCUCUUAUCGAAGAACACCCCCACAUCAUCAGCCACUUGGUACAUCCAAAAUGGCGUCUCGCGUAAUUCAGCAGGUGAUGCCCCAUAUGAGGAUGAUCAAGUUCAGGUAUGGAGCGAAUCAGCAGGUACAAGCCUCAGGAAAUGCACCGCAGGCUGCACCAGCUGCCGAGGCAACGUCGUCCAAACCACACGCAGUCGUCACAGAGUACCUGGAACAGGUCCCUGACAGAUAUAGGAGAAAACCCAUCGAUCCUGAGGAGAUGGAAUAUAUCCAGAGAGGAGGUCCUGAGUGACUGCCAGCCUUGCUGCUAUGCUGCUACAGAAAAUAUAUAACGUUUUAUGUUAUGAUGCAACAGGUUACAGUGCCACGGAUACAAAGUUACAAAUGUUACAAAUACAAACAAGUGCAGUGUAGCUAAAAGAUAUGUUUUUGCAUUUUGGCUAGAGUUGAACCGGCAUGUUAAUGCUAGAUGUAGAGAAGCUACCAAUCUUAU
Branchiostoma floridae (Florida lancelet) is the source of this 512-nucleotide messenger RNA. Its product is annotated as 28S ribosomal protein S36, mitochondrial-like. NCBI's taxonomy places the organism in Eukaryota, Metazoa, Chordata, Leptocardii, Amphioxiformes, Branchiostomatidae. Gene Ontology annotation, biological process: 2-oxoglutarate metabolic process. The transcript is spliced from 4 exons. The coding region runs from base 69 to 311 and encodes 80 amino acids. The record is from RefSeq and is a predicted model, not a curated record.